Messenger RNA from Harpegnathos saltator (Jerdon's jumping ant), 2479 nucleotides. RefSeq names its product Heparan sulfate 3-O sulfotransferase-B (gene Hs3st-B). The transcript is spliced from 5 exons. NCBI's taxonomy places the organism in Eukaryota, Metazoa, Arthropoda, Insecta, Hymenoptera, Formicidae. Gene Ontology annotation, molecular function: [heparan sulfate]-glucosamine 3-sulfotransferase activity. Bases 547 to 1641 code for a protein of 364 amino acids. The record is from RefSeq and is a predicted model, not a curated record.
AUGUCGCGAGAUAUUUCGUUGUCAUGAUUGAGAGUAAGACGCGAUUCUUAUCGCGCGGCAGGUCGCGGCACAUCGCUCGUAGCGGAAAACCGUGUGUUCGCCAUGGCUCAGUUACGGCUCUGACCUUACCGUUUGAUAACGCGCUAAAUGUGCACUUUCCGUGCGCGAGAGCGUGCGUCCACAUCUGCAACUCACCACCGGCUGCGCCAGUCGCACGUUGGCCGAUGACGGAUGCGCACAGGCUGACAGCUAACGUGCCUCCGACGCGGACGGCGGCACGCUAUUUCGAGGACAAUCGGACCUCCCGGAGCGAGAGACAUCCACUUUCGAGGAUUCUCGGCAAAGCCUUCGCAGAUCUGUGUGAGAAGUAGGACCGGCGAAGUCGCGUUCUUCAGUUCCUCGAGAGAUUGAAUUAAGAAGAGCAAGUUCCCUCAAGACAUCGUGAAAGAUAUCGAUGCGGCCGUGUCGGUGUCGAUGAAGGAGACGGAUGCUGCGGUAUAAUGGCAUCCAGGAGGCCGACGAAGUACGACGAUUCGUAAAAUCACGAUGGAACUGUGCAAAGGGUCCUGGAAGGUCAUAAUCCUCGUCUGCGUGUUCGCCGUCUACCUGUGGAUGUUCUUCGUCGAUUACUCGCACACGCUGUCGCAGAAGAUGGCUCUGCAGAGGACGCGGGUCUCCGUGUCGGCGAGGAACGUCCUGCACCAGGAUGCCGAACAGUCGAAAGGCAAGGAGGUGUCGUCCGUGGACGACGGAGCGGCCUCGAGAAUCACGAAAUCGCAGUCGACGUCACCGCGAAACCCGAACGACACGUUCAAGGGCAGCUUGUCCACGUCGAAGUACCAGACCUUGAAGCAGCAAGGUCUGAUACCCAGCAGACAAUUGCCAACCGCUCUGAUAAUCGGCGUGAAGAAAGGCGGCACCAGAGCUCUCCUGGAAUUCCUGAGACUGCAUCCUGCUAUCCGCGCCGCCGGCUCGGAAGUCCACUUCUUCGAUCACCACUAUGUCAAAGGAUUCCGCUGGUACAGACGCAGAAUGCCUCCGACGAUGGUCGGCCAGAUCACCAUGGAGAAGACGCCGUCGUAUUUCGUGACGAGCGAGGUGCCGAAGCGGGUGAAGCACAUGAAUCCGGGAAUGAAACUGAUCGUCGUGGUGCGGGACCCGGUGACCCGGGCGAUAUCCGAUUACACGCAGGUGAAGAGCAAGCGCGUGAAGAUGCCGCGGUUUGAGGACCUUGCUUUCCUCAACGGCUCGCGGAUCGUCGACACGUCCUGGGUGCCGCUGAAGAUCGGGGUCUACGUGCGGCACCUGGAGAGGUGGCUGCAGUACUUCCCGCUGUCGCAGUUCUUGUUCGUGUCGGGCGAACGUCUGAUCGCCGACCCCGUGAUGGAGGUCACCAGGGUGCAGGACUUCCUGGGCCUGAAGCGGGUGAUAUGCGAGAAACACUUCUACUUCAACGCCACCAAAGGCUUCCCUUGCUUGCUCAAGUCGGAGGAACGUGCGACGCCGCACUGCCUCGGAAAGAACAAAGGUCGCAGUCAUCCUUAUAUCGAUCCCAUGGCGGUUCAACGUCUGCGUGAUUUUUAUCGGCCGUUCAAUCAGCGUUUCUAUCAGCUGGCGGGUAUGGAUUUCGGCUGGUUCUGAAACCCGCGCGGUAUCGCAUAUGAAAUAAAUACAUAUCGUAAGUAGGGAAAACUGAACGGAGUCAAUUUUCGUCGUUUAUAUCUCGAGUAUCUCGCAGUAUCUAUUGCACCUGAAUAUCCAUAAGCUGGUCAGAUAGGAAUACCAUGCAUAUUAACAGUCAUAUUCAAGACGUUUAGCGUCCCACAAUGUUUGGGCGAAUCGUGUUACGGAUUCGGUUUAUAAUCGAGUGAAUCUCAUCGUCUGCCGAUGUUGCUCGGCAACGAGCGACUGAUUUACGCUGUUAAUCCAGCCUUUCGUGGCGCGCGUUGCGAUGCGUUAACGCUUGCAAGAGUUACUCGUUACUUUUCGCUUGUUGUUACAGAUUAGUCGUUUACGACAGUCUGAGUCAUUUACUGGCAGUAAGUUCGCGUAAAGAUUCGGUUGCGAGGUAAGCAAGGUUCUAUCAAGGGAACUGCAUUUACGUGCUGUGGUACAAGUAGGAUGAAAGACGGUCGUCGACGCUGUCUUUCAGAGUUAUCAAUAGCGCACGGUUCCCGUCCCGUCCGAGGUAACUCAACGAAAAACUGCGACAUAUCUAUCUGCUGUAAUUAUCAUAAUUAUUGUAACGAUUACGGUAAUCACAGAGAAUUACAUAUCCGAGAUACUUCUUUACUCGCUCGAACGGAAAAACCGUCAAGUUUGUAUGAAUACGUGUGCAAUGUGAGAGUGUGCGUGAGAACGGUGAGAGAGUCACGUCUAAUUUCUCCGACUUCAAGACGUACUUGUUAUUUUUGCUGGAUAAGGCAAUACGAGCACAAUUAAUUGUAAUUAGUGGCGCUGAAUACAAAAAUUGACAUAU